AAUAAGGGGGCACAAUUCCUCCCGACCAAUAAGGGGGCACAAUUCCUCCUCAUUCUUUUUCUUCCACCACCCAUCACCCCUGGGUUGGAUUUUUUACCCCCAUUGAGCUCGAGGCUUUACUUUUACUGCCCACUGAUGGGACAUUUUCCCCUCCCCCAGCCACAGUCUGACCCCCUAGGGCAGGGAACUGGCCAUUUGUUUAGAAAGUUUGGGCCCCCCUUGUGGAGAGGAUGAGGUCCCGCCAUUCUCACCGGUUCAGAAACUUCUCACACCAAACGCCGUCGCUGAGAAGAGAUUUGUGUUCAUUUCAUAUUUCCCCGGAAAAUGUCAAAUAUUGCAAUUUCCCUUUCCUUGGAUGUGGCGGCUGCAUUGGCUUUCUUUUUUCAGGCGUGUUUUGCCCUAAUGUUCACCUGGUGGUCCCGCGUAUAACACGCGUCCGGUCCCAUUGUGUCCACAGGGAGGGACUCCGAGGUUGUCACCCGGGCUGGACUUCGAACAUCUCCAGUACCGGGGGAUUGCGAUGAUCAUUUUCUGUUCUUAGCCUGAAAACUGAAAACCAAUGCAGCCGUCACACGGAAGGAAUAUAAAUGUUCUGUAUUAUAAUGAAAUCCGAUGUUAAUUUAUGUCUGAAUAUCUAUAAUAAUAUUUGGGGCUCAGCAGCCCACAGAACCCGUCUGAGAUCUUUUAUUUCUACACCUUGAUAGAUCAGCACUCAUCAUGUAUGUUAUAUCCAGGUCUCCGCCAACAAAUUCCAGGAACUGUCAUCCCAGGAACUGCCAUCCUAGGAACUGUCAUCCCGGGAACUUCCAUCCCAGGAACUGUCAUCCCGGGAACUGCCAUCCUAGGAACUGUCAUCCCAGGAACUGCCAUCCUAGGAACUGUCAUCCCGGGAACUUCCAUCCCAGGAACUGUCAUCCCGGGAACUUCCAUCCCAGGAACUGUCAUCCCGGGAACUGCCAUCCCAGGAACUGUCAUCCCGGGAACUUCCAUCCCAGGAACUGUCAUCCCGGGAACUUCCAUCCCAGGAACUGUCAUCCCAGGAACUGCCAUCCUAGGAACUGUCAUCCCGGGAACUUCCAUCCCAGGAACUGUCACCCCGGGAACAUCCAUCCCAGGAACUGUCAUCUCAGGAACUGCAAUCCCAGGAACUGUCAUCUUGUCAUCUCAGGAACUGUCAUCCCGGGAACUUCCAUCCCAGGAACUGUCAUCCCGGGAACUGUCAUCUUGUCAUCUCAGGAACUGUCAUCCCGGGAACUGCCAUCCUAGGAACUGUCAUCUCAGGAACUGCAAUCCCAGGAACUGUCAUCUUGUCAUCUCAGGAACUGUCAUCCCGGGAACUUCCAUCCCAGGAACUGUCAUCUCAGGAACUGCAAUCCCAGGAACUGUCAUCUCAGGAACUGUCAUCCCGGGAACUUCCAUCCCGGGAACUGUCAUCUCAGCAACUGUCAUCCCGGGAACUUCCAUCCCAGGAACUGUCAUCCCGGGAACUUCCAUCCCGGGAACUUCCAUCCCGGGAACUGUCAUCUCAGGAACUGCAAUCCCAGGAACUGUCAUCCCGGGAACUUCCAUCCCGGGAACUGUCAUCUCAGGAACUGCAAUCCCAGGAACUGUCAUCUUGUCAUCUCAGGAACUGUCAUCCCGGGAACUUCCAUCCCGGGAACUGUCAUCUCAGCAACUGUCAUCCCGGGAACUUCCAUCCCAGGAACUGUCAUCCCGGGAACUUCCAUCCCGGGAACUGUCUUUCGGGGAACUGUCAUCCCAGGAACUGUCAUCCUGGCAACCGCCAUCCCGGGAACCACCAUCCCGGGAACCGUCAUCCCGGGAACUGCCAUCCCGUGGUGUAUGAAGUUUAUUUCAUUUACAUUUAUCCCUCAAACUCCCGACUCUGCUCAGAUCUCCACCAAUCAUUAUUUUAUGAUUUUCAAUCACUAAAAAUAUUGAAUGCUGCGGGCAUUGUUAGUUCAAACUGACAUCAGAUUGAUGUACCUGAGGACCUCCCGCAAUGGAGGAUCGCUGCAAACAAGUCAUCAUCUUACCAGAGACACCUCAGAACCUCUCAUAGUGGAGCACCUCCAUAGACUGGUCAUCAUCUUACCAGAGAUACCUCAGAACCUCUCAUAGUGGAGAACCUCCAUAGACUGGUCAUCAUCUUACCAGAGAUAUCCCAGCACCUCUCAUAGUGGAGCACCUCCAUAGACUGGUCAUCAUCUUACCAGAGAUACCUCAGAACCUCUCAUAGUGGAGAACCUCCAUAGACAGGUCAUCAUCUUACCAGAGAUAUCCCAGCACCUCUCAUAGUGGAGCACCUCCAUAGACUGGUCAUCAUCUUACCAGAGGUACCUCAGAACCUCUCAUAGUGGAGCACCUCCAUAGACGGGUCAUCAUCUUACCAGAGACACCUCAGAACCUGUCAUAGUGGAGCACCUCCAUAGACUGGUCAUCAUCUUACCAGAGAUACCUCAGAACCUCUCAUAGUGGAGCACCUCCAUAGACUGGUCAUCAUCUUACCAGAGAUACCUCAGAACCUCUCAUAGUGGAGCACCUCCAUAGACAGGUCAUCAUCUUACCAGAGAUAUCCCAGCACCUCUCAUAGUGGAGCACCUCCAUAGACUGGUCAUCAUCUUACCAGAGAUACCUCAGAACCUCUCAUAGUGGAGCACCUCCAUAGACUGGUCAUCAUCUUACCAGAGAUCUCUCAGAACCUCUCAUAGUGGAGCACCUCCAUAGACGGGUCAUCAUCUUACCAGAUACCUCAGAACCUCUCAUAGUGGAGCACCUCCAUAGACAGGUCAUCAUCUUACCAGAGAUACCUCAGCACCUCCAUAGACUGGUCAUCAUCUUACCAGAGAUACCUCAGCACCUCUUAUAGUGGAGAACCUCCAUGACAGGUCAUCAUCUUACCAUAGGUACCUCAGAACCUCUCAUAGUGGAGCACCUCCAUAGACUGGUCAUCAUCUUACCAGAGAUACCUCAGCACCUCUCAUAGUGGAGCACCUCCAUAGACGGGUCAUCAUCUUACCAGAGAUACCUCAACACCUCUCAUAGUGGAGCACCUCCAUAGACAGGUCAUCAUCUUACGAGAGAUACCUCAGAACCUCUCAUAGUGGAGAACCUCCAUAGACAGGUCAUCAUCUUACCAGAGAUACCUCAGAUCCUCUCAUAGUGGAGCACCUCCAUAGACAGGUCAUCAUCUUACCAGAGAUAUCUCAGAACCUGUCAUAGUGGUGCACCUCCAUAGACAGGUCAUCAUCUUACCAGAGAUACCUCAGAACCUCUCAUAGUGGAGCACCUCCAUAGACAGGUCAUCAUCUUACCAGAGAUACCUCAGAACCUCUCAUAGUGGAGAACCUCCAUAGACAGGUCAUCAUCUUACCAGAGAUAUCCCAGCACCUCUCAUAGUGGAGCACCUCCAUAGACUGGUCAUCAUCUUACCAGAGAUACCUCAGCACCUCUCAUAGUGGAGCACCUCCAUAGACGGGUCAUCAUCUUACCAGAGACACCUCAGAACCUGUCAUAGUGGAGCACCUCCAUAGACUGGUCAUCAUCUUACCAGAGAUACCUCAGAACCUCUCAUAGUGGAGAACCUCCAUAGACAGGUCAUCAUCUUACCAGAGAUAUCCCAGCACCUCUCAUAGUGGAGCACCUCCAUAGACUGGUCAUCAUCUUACCAGAGAUACCUCAGAACCUCUCAUAGUGGAGCACCUCCAUAGACGGGGCAUCAUCUUACCAGAGACACCUCAGAACCUGUCAUAGUGGAGCACCUCCAUAGACUGGUCAUCAUCUUACCAGAGAUACCUCAGAACCUCUCAUAGUGGAGCACCUCCAUAGACUGGUCAUCAUCUUACCAGAGAUACCUCAGAACCUCUCAUAGUGGAGCACCUCCAUAGACAGGUCAUCAUCUUACCAGAGAUAUCCCAGCACCUCUCAUAGUGGAGCACCUCCAUAGACUGGUCAUCAUCUUACCAGAGAUACCUCAGAACCUCUCAUAGUGGAGCACCUCCAUAGACUGGUCAUCAUCUUACCAGAGAUCUCUCAGAACCUCUCAUAGUGGAGCACCUCCAUAGACGGGUCAUCAUCUUACCAGAGAUACCUCAGCACCUCUCAUAGUGGAGCACCUCCAUAGACGGGUCAUCAUCUUACCAGAUACCUCAGAACCUCUCAUAGUGGAGCACCUCCAUAGACAGGUCAUCAUCUUACCAGAGAUACCUCAGCACCUCCAUAGACUGGUCAUCAUCUUACCAGAGAUACCUCAGCACCUCUCAUAGUGGAGAACCUCCAUAGACAGGUCAUCAUCUUACCAUAGAUACCUCAGAACCUCUCAUAGUGGAGCACCUCCAUAGACUGGUCAUCAUCUUACCAGAGAUACCUCAGCACCUCUCAUAGUGGAGCACCUCCAUAGACGGGUCAUCAUCUUACCAGAUACCUCAGAACCUCUCAUAGUGGAGCACCUCCAUAGACAGGUCAUCAUCUUACCAGAGAUACCUCAGCACCUCCAUAGACUGGUCAUCAUCUUACCAGAGAUACCUCAGCACCUCUCAUAGUGGAGAACCUCCAUAGACAGGUCAUCAUCUUACCAUAGAUACCUCAGAACCUCUCAUAGUGGAGCACCUCCAUAGACUGGUCAUCAUCUUACCAGAGAUACCUCAGCACCUCUCAUAGUGGAGCACCUCCAUAGACGGGUCAUCAUCUUACCAGAGAUACCUCAACACCUCUCAUAGUGGAGCACCUCCAUAGACAGGUCAUCAUCUUACGAGAGAUACCUCAGAACCUCUCAUAGUGGAGAACCUCCAUAGACUGGUCAUCAUCUUACCAGAGAUACCUCAGAUCCUCUCAUAGUGGAGCACCUCCAUAGACAGGUCAUCAUCUUACCAGAGAUAUCUCAGAACCUGUCAUAGUGGUGCACCUCCAUAGACAGGUCAUCAUCUUACCAGAGAUACCUCAGAACCUCUCAUAGUGGAGCACCUCCAUAGACAGGUCAUCAUCUUACCAGAGAUACCUCAGAACCUCUCAUAGUGGAGCACCUCUAUAGACAGGUCAUAAUCUUACCAGAGAUACAUCAGGACCUCUCAUAGUGGAGAACCUCCAUAGACUGGUCAUCAUCUUACCAGAGAUACAUCAGAACCUCUCAUAGUGGAGCACCUCCAUAGACAGGUCAUCAUCUUACCAGAGAUACCUCAGAACCUCUCAUAGUGGAGCACCUCCAUAGACUGGUCAUCAUCUUACCAGAGAUACAUCAGAACCUCUCAUAGUGGAGCACCUCCAUAGACAGGUCAUCGUCUUACCAGAAUAGUGGAGCACCUCCAUAGACGGGUUAUCAUCUUACCAGAGAAACCUCAGAACCUCUCAUAGUGGAGCACCUCCAUAGACUGGUCAUCAUCUUACCAGAGAUACCUCAGAACCUCUCAUAGUGGAGCACCUCCAUAGACAGGUCAUCAUCUUACCAGAGAUACCUCCAGAACCUCUCCUAGUGGAGAACCUCCAUAGAC
Rana temporaria (common frog) is the source of this 5486-nucleotide messenger RNA. Its product is annotated as elastin-like. The record is from RefSeq and is a predicted model, not a curated record. NCBI's taxonomy places the organism in Eukaryota, Metazoa, Chordata, Amphibia, Anura, Ranidae. The transcript is spliced from 2 exons. Bases 722 to 1846 code for a protein of 374 amino acids.